Penicillium odoratum is the source of this 762-nucleotide messenger RNA. Its product is annotated as SDR family NAD(P)-dependent oxidoreductase. The transcript has 2 exons. Lineage: Eukaryota; Fungi; Ascomycota; Eurotiomycetes; Eurotiales; Aspergillaceae. The record is from RefSeq and is a predicted model, not a curated record. Bases 1 to 762 code for a protein of 253 amino acids. Gene Ontology annotation, molecular function: oxidoreductase activity.
AUGGCGUCGUCUAUCGCUGGCAAAGUUUUUGUUAUUACAGGAAGUGCGUCUGGAAUGGGGUUAGCAACAGCAAGAACACUGAUAGACCGUGGCGCACUCUUGGGUCUGUGUGAUAUAAACCAAGAUGGUCUGUCGAAGCUUGUCCAUGAGCUGGAUGAAGAACAAAAGGCCAGAUUGAUUACGCAUGUUGUCGAUAUCACAAAUCGUUCAGCUGUUGCAUCAUUUCUGCAUUUGACGAAAGAGAAAUUUGGUAAAAUUGAUGGGAUUGCGAACCUCGCUGGAACUGCGGGUCACAAGCUUGGACAUCACGAAAUUUGGGAGAUUGAUGAGGCAGAAUACGACUUCAUCAUGGCCGUCAAUGUUAAAGGUGUCUUCAACGUUCUCAGCGAGGCACUCAAGCCAGGAUUUCUGCAAGAGCCCGGAAGCAUUGUUCAUGCAGCGAGCAUGUUCGCCGACCGGGGGUUUUCCAAAGGAUCGGUAUAUAGUGCCAGCAAACAUGCGGGGGUAGGUAUGGUCAAGAGCGCUGCGCUCGAGGCAGCGAAAAGGGGGAUCCGAGUCAACGUUGUUAUGCCUGGCCCUAUCGAUACUCCCAUGCUUCGUGCAAACGAAGAAAGUGGUGCCGAGGGAACCGCGCCAGUCGUACCGCUGGGGCGACUUGGAGAGGCGUUAGAAGUUGCGAAUGUCGUCUCUUUUCUUUUGAGUGACGAGGCUAGUUAUGUUACUGGGGUGACCUGGGCUGUUGAUGGAGGAGCGAAUGCUUGA